GCCACUCGGACCGAGAUGCAGGCCUGCUUCCCCAUUCCGAUCCCAUCUGGCAAACGCCCAGCCAGAGCCGCCUCGGCAGCAAGGGUGGGCUUCACCGCUUCACCACCCCCGCUUUCUCCCUCCCGCUGCCUCCCUGACAGCCGGGCAGCCUGGUCCCAGUGCUGCCUGCCAGGUUUCCCUAGCAAUGCGCCAUGCCGUACGGCGCAGCGGCCUCCUCCCUGCGGCCUCCCCAGGCCGGCCGGCCUGCCUCCCGCCUGCCUGCGCCGCCUUCCUCCGCCGCCCUCCCCAAGGCAGCCCAUGGCCGGACCCUGCUCGGCGCGGCUGCAGGGCGAAGCGGCAGCCUUCACCGCCGCCCUCCGCACCCUGGUCAACAACCCCCAGUUCAGCGACGUGACAUUCGUGGUGGGCCAGGAGCAGCAGAAGGUGUUUGCGCACCGCUGCGUGCUGGCGUGCCGCUGCCAGGCUUUCCAGGGGAUGCUUGGCCAGGGGCCAGCAGGCAGUGAGGACUCUCCUAGCAGCAUCCCACCCCAGGGCCCCUUCAUCCUGGGCAACGUGCAGCCCGAGGUCUUCCUGGCCGUCAUCGAGUUCCUCUACACCAACAGCGUCACCCUCAACAGCCACAUUGCGCUGGAGGUGCUGACCUCAUCGGUGGAGUAUGGCCUGCAGGACCUGUGCAAGCUCUGCGUCAAGUUCAUCAAAGACACACUGAGCGUGGAGCAGGUCUGCGAGGCCCUGCAAGCUGCGGUGACCUAUGGGCAGGCAGACCUCCAGCAGCACUGCCUGGCCUUCAUUGAGGGCUGCACCGCGGCGGUGGUGCAGACACAGGGCUUCCACGAGCUCUCCGACGUGGUGCUGGCACGCGUGCUGCGCAGCGACCGCCUGGCUGUGGAUGAGCUGGACCUGGUGCAGGCUGUGCGGGAGUGGGCGCACGUCAGCUCGGCUGUCCUGGAGCGCCCGGUGCCCGAGGUGGCUGCCCUGCCCGUGCGGGAGCUGCGCCUGCCCUUGCUGGCACCCAGCGAGCUGGUGACGCUGGAGAGCCACAACCAGCGGGAUCUGCUCAUCCCGGCAGAGAGCAUCGCGGCAGCCUGGCGGUCCCAUGCGCUGAGGAAGGGCAGCGGGGUGCCCUCCCGCCUCUGCCGGCCCCGGCGUGGCACGAGGCCCCGCGACCACCACCGUCACCUGGACCCACAUGCCAAGUAGGGGCCAAGAGCCGAGGUCGUUCCCCCCCCCCAGGUCAACCCGGGGGCUCGGGCAGCGGCAGUGCCCCCUGGCCAGAUGCUCCGCAGUGGGGCAGGCUGUGGGGCUGGGCACUGCUGGAGGUGCUGCCGUGGCCGAGAGCAUCAGUCAAGCGCUUUGCCCCAUGCCACGGCUUCGGGGUCAGGGCAGGAUGCCCAGGUCACCCCAAGAAAUGGUGCAGGGACUAUGGGGGGGGGGAGCUGGUCCGUGGGGUGGUUGCGAGGACAUCCAGGCGCUGCGGUGGCCACACGCAGCCCAGGCAGUGACCCCGGGGGUAGCGGGGCUGCAGGGGUCCCUUGCGGGAUGGGGACACAGGAUGAGUUGCCCCUUUCCCAGCCCCACUGCUGCCCCCCCCCCAAGCCGGGCCCUGUGCUGGGGCCCUUCCCCAGGGCCGUGCUGCCCCCCCCCGGCAGCGGGGCUGUGCUGCAGCGGGCAGCGAGCACUGGCAUCGGCCUGGAGAGGGGCACAACGCAACCCCCCCUCCGCCAUGGCAGCGGUGGGGAAGGGGCUGAGCAGGAUGGGGAGCCUGGGGCUUGAAGGGGGGGGAGGCAAGUGGGAGGGGAGAGCCCGGCAUCUCUGCACCCUGCACCAGCGCCAGUGACCCCCCCCCCCGAACCCCACCCCAAGCCCUGCCAGCAUCCCCCAGUCCCUGAUAGCCCCGGGGGGGGGGGGGAACAGGCUGCCAGCCCCCCCGUGUACCACACACACUCUUACACACCUCUCCCCAGCGUGCACACCCCCCCAUUGCCCACCCCAUUGCGUGUGCGCACACAGCUGGGUCUGUCUCAAGCCCCUUCCCCCCUGAGCUGUGCCCCCCCCCAGGAGAAAAGGCCAGACACAGCAGGUAAU
Messenger RNA from Harpia harpyja (harpy eagle), 2085 nucleotides. RefSeq names its product BTB domain containing 19 (gene BTBD19). NCBI's taxonomy places the organism in Eukaryota, Metazoa, Chordata, Aves, Accipitriformes, Accipitridae. The record is from RefSeq and is a predicted model, not a curated record. Gene Ontology annotation, molecular function: protein binding. The transcript has 8 exons. The coding region runs from base 16 to 1200 and encodes 394 amino acids.